Messenger RNA from Gordionus sp. m RMFG-2023, 591 nucleotides. RefSeq lists its product as uncharacterized. The transcript is spliced from 6 exons. The coding region runs from base 1 to 591 and encodes 196 amino acids. Gene Ontology annotation, biological process: regulation of transcription by RNA polymerase II. NCBI's taxonomy places the organism in Eukaryota, Metazoa, Nematomorpha, Gordioida, Chordodea, Parachordodidae. Gene Ontology annotation, cellular component: nucleus; transcription regulator complex. The record is from RefSeq and is a predicted model, not a curated record.
AUGACAACCUUUUUUGAUGAUAUAAAACCAAAGGAUCAAAAAAUAGAUAAAUCUUUAUUUAUUCUUUCAGUUAAAGAAUAUGCGUGCUUAUAUAAUAAGCACCAUCAUUUAUAUAAAAAUAAUAAUUACAAGAACAAAGUUUGGUUAUUAUUAGCUGAAGAGUAUAAGACGACUGGAACAUCUCUCAAAUCUCUUUGGAAAAAUUUGAGAGAUUGUUUUAUUAAAGAGAGACAAAAGAUAGUGAAAUUGAAAAGUGGGUCUGCUGCAGACCAUCAUAUCACCUGGCCUUUCUAUCAGGAUAUGCUAUUCCUGGUAGAAACCUUAACACCUAGGUCUCAAAAGUCCUCUUUAGAUAAAGAGGACUCUAAUUCUAUAGAGGUUACUAAUAUUUUUAGUGAAAUGAUAGGAGAGAUAGAUGAAUGUGAUUACAUUGAUACUGACAAUACAUCAGAUGUUAUAGUUAUUAAUAAAGAUUCUGUAACACCAAAUCUUAAUGAUUCUGAAUCUAUACCCUGUGUUGCAUCUUGUUCGUAUUAUAAAAAUCCUAAGAGAAAGAAUAAUCAUAUGGAUGAAUUUAGAACAUCUAUAUAA